Molecule: messenger RNA, 723 nt
Organism: Phycomyces blakesleeanus NRRL 1555(-)
Lineage: Eukaryota; Fungi; Mucoromycota; Mucoromycetes; Mucorales; Phycomycetaceae
Exons: 5
Coding region: 1-723 (240 amino acids)
Biological process (GO): double-strand break repair via break-induced replication; DNA-templated DNA replication
Cellular component (GO): GINS complex
Source: RefSeq, a predicted model, not a curated record
AUGAGCGUAAUCGAAGAUGAUACCUCGACUGUCAACAGCAGUCAGAACAACCUCUCUUUUCAUCUCUCUCAGGAGGAUUCACUCUAUGCACAGGCUGUGGCAGUAAGCCAACUCAAUGAAAAUUACGAUGAUGAUCAGGUCACUGCCCUUACCCAUGCAUGGAUUAAUGAACGAAAUUCACCUGAAUUACUCAAAUACAAACGACGUCUGGUGGAAAGUCUUUUAGACAAACUUCGAGAAAAGAUAGACAAUGUCUUGGACUCUACUACCGUUGACGCUAAAAACAUGUUUGUCUCGGUGGUGUAUGAGACAGAAGUUGAGCGUGUGCGCUAUCUUAUAAAAAGUUACUUGAGAGCACGAUUAUUCAAAAUUGAGAAAUUUGCCCUUCACCUCCUGCGAUUACCGGAUUAUGAAGAUAUCAUGUCACCCCAAGAAAUUGUUUAUGCAAGAAGCUACCAAGAACUAUUAGACGGAAGCAACCAUGAAGCGUUUGUAAGACUGCUGCCACCAUCACAACACAAGCAAGAUGAGAUGAGUGGAGAACUUAGCAUGAUCGUAACACCAAAUCUGGAAGCACCUGUAUUUUGCCGUUUCCUAAAGGAUGGACAGAGGGUUGUGCUGUCCAUGACUGAGAUGGUAGAUUAUGAAAAAGGAGAUAUCGUCCUGCUGCGUUAUAGAUCCGUUAAAGAUUUACUCGAGGAGGGCACAGUUGAAUUGAUUUAA